CCGGUAGAAGGUGCACCGACUUGGCUCCAACCGCAGACAACCCGCCCCGAUUACCUGGCUGGAGGGAGAGGAGCUGCUCGGCCUGUCCAAUGACCCUCCGAUCGCCCGACACCACGGACAGUGCGAGCGCCAUAGAGAACGGGGAGCAGGGAUCAUCACCUGGGGGCAGCGAGGUGAGCCCGACCGGGGACGAGCGCAUUGCAACCUCCAUGGUGGAGCUCCGGAGGUCAGGUUGGUACUGGGGACACAUGACUGUCAACGAAGCCAAGGAAAAAUUGCAAGAUGCUCCAGAAGGCACUUUCCUAGUUAGGGACAGCUCCCACACGGACUACCUCCUGACCAUCUCUGUAAAGACCUCUGCAGGACCAACAAACCUGCGCAUUGAGUAUCGAGAGGGGAAGUUUAGGUUAGACUCUGUUGUUUGCGUACGCUCCAGGUUAAAACAAUUUGAUAGCGUGGUUCAUCUUAUUGAGUAUUAUGUUCUAUUGUCAAAAAACAAGAAAAUUGAGAAUGAGACUCUACCCAACAGGACGGUACAUCUUUGGCUAGUGAAGCCACUCUAUAUGUCUACCCCAUCUUUACAGCAUCUCUGUAGAAUGACUGUCAACAAAUGCACAAAGAAGGUCCAGGAACUGCCAUUACCAAUGAGACUAAAGGAAUAUAUCACAGAGUACCGUUACCAUGUAUAGAAUCACUUUUGCAAUGAUGCCUGCAGCAUUGGAAAUGCAUUUCUGCAAGCAACUUCCAAAUCCAGCCAAAUAUGUUUGAAUCCGUUGUCUGCUCCAUGCUGAAUGUAAGGACAUCACAUUGUGUCGCUCCAUUUUUCACUGGUUGUCAUAGGACUGUUCAGGACUUGGGGUUCUGGAACAU
Nanorana parkeri is the source of this 870-nucleotide messenger RNA. RefSeq names its product suppressor of cytokine signaling 2 (gene SOCS2). Gene Ontology annotation, biological process: phosphatidylinositol phosphate biosynthetic process; intracellular signal transduction. Bases 90 to 689 code for a protein of 199 amino acids. Gene Ontology annotation, molecular function: 1-phosphatidylinositol-3-kinase regulator activity. The record is from RefSeq and is a predicted model, not a curated record. The transcript is spliced from 2 exons. Lineage: Eukaryota; Metazoa; Chordata; Amphibia; Anura; Dicroglossidae. Gene Ontology annotation, cellular component: phosphatidylinositol 3-kinase complex.